Molecule: messenger RNA, 4643 nt
Organism: Oncorhynchus masou masou (cherry salmon)
Lineage: Eukaryota; Metazoa; Chordata; Actinopteri; Salmoniformes; Salmonidae
Product: leucine-rich repeat transmembrane protein FLRT3-like
Exons: 3
Coding region: 1128-3092 (654 amino acids)
Molecular function (GO): protein binding
Source: RefSeq, a predicted model, not a curated record
UCUGCCCAAGCGAUCUGUCCUGCCUGUAAUACGUUCCUGGGUUCCUUACCACAGCCAGAAGACUGGAGUGUCUUUUCACGACCAGUAAACCAGACCAGUGCUGCUGCUUCAGUCUACAGAACGGAUACCAUUCGGUUGGGGUUCAAGACUGGGCUUUUUGGAUCUGAAGAUAUUCUCUAUUGGAAUAUAUUCGGACUUUUCUGUUUGCUUUUCUAGCGAGGAUAUUUAUUUUGUGUUUUGUUUUUUCUUUCCUUUUUGUGUGUGUGUUGAUUCAAGAGGAAUUAAAGGAGGCCACAACGUGAUCCAGCGAGCAGGGGUCUGACCGUACGGGAACUGCGCCAACCGAGGAUCCGUCCGUUGUCCCGUCGUCCGUUGGUCUCCUGAGGAAUAGCCGAGUACUUUGGAUUAAUGUAUGGCACAGGCUCACGGAGGGAGAACGUGAUUCUGGGUUUCCUGCAGGGCUGGAGUACAUGAGUGAUACAGGCCUGGAGUGAGCCUGUACUAUCAGGAUUGGUGUUGGCAUGGCUCAGUCCACCUUUUGGACCUUCUUUUCAUCAUGACUGAUCAGCUUGACCACAGACCCUGAGGAGAGCCUGUAACUGCCGGAGGUUAGUGAGCCCCUUUUUCUCUUAGGAUCUUUCCUAAGAGGACGGGGCCUCUAUGUAACACAGAGAGAUCUAAGUUAGACGAUACAAAGACUCUACAACUACUACAACAGAACAACAAACAAAAAAACACGAAAACUCAGGCUUGCUUUUGAGAGGAAAAGCCUGCAGCUUUGUCUGAGUUUGAGUGGAGAUGCUUUUUUCCACCUCUGACAGUCCUGGCAAAGCCUUUGAUGGCUUGAGCAGCUGAGAAAACAAGAGGAGGGUCAGCUCAAAACAACAAGGAUCAGUUUAAGUUCAAACACACUGAUCCGGGUCACAAUAUAACCAAGGGUAUAACCAAACACCUUCUCUCUCUCUCUCUCUAACUGCAAAAAUAAACGUAAGCUUUCUGAAAAGGACUUCAUAGGAAAGAUUUCAACUUAAAUCUCGAUUGGAUCUGCUGGAUUGGGAAAGGAUUCUUCGGUGGCUGGAUAUCGAUUAUUUUCAAUCAGGGAGAAGACACCACAACCUCAAAACAAGAUGGCCGCCCAAUGCAAGAACUUCCUGCUCUUCUUGACUAGGGUAGGACUACUUCUGGGUCUGGCUAACCCUCUGGUGACCUCCGCCUCCUGCCCCUCGGCCUGCCGGUGUGAUGGGACCUUCAUCUACUGUAAUGAUCGAGGCCUCACCUCUAUCCCUACCGGCAUUCCGCUGGAUGCUACUAUUCUCUUCCUCCAAAACAACAGGAUCAAGAGCGCCGGCAUCCCCACCGAUCUGAAGAGGCUAAGCAACGUUGAGAAGAUCUAUCUGUACUGCAAUAAUCUGGACGAGUUCCCCCAAAACCUGCCGAUCGGGGUCAAAGAGCUGCAUCUACAGGAAAAUAAUAUCCGCAUGAUUACGCAUGCGUCGCUGGGUCAGAUCCCUCUGAUCGAGGAGCUACACCUGGAUGAUAACUCCGUCUCGGCGGUUAGCAUCGAGGAAGGAGCGUUCAGGGACAGCAAUCACCUGAGACUACUCUUUCUCUCCAGGAACCAUCUGAGCACCAUCCCGUCCGGCCUUCCACAGACCAUCGAGGAGCUGCGCUUCGACGACAACCGCAUCUCGUCAAUUUCAGAGGCAUCCCUGCAGGACCUGAUCAACCUGAAGAGACUCGUCCUAGACGGGAACCUGCUCAACAACCGCGGCAUCGGCGAAAUGGCCUUCAUCAACCUGAUUAAUCUCACCGAGCUCUCCCUGGUGAGAAACACCCUUACGUCGCCGCCGGCUAACUUACCGGGAACCAGUUUGGAGAAACUGCAGCUACAAGACAACCACAUCAACCGGGUACCGGCCGGAGCUUUUGCUUUCCUCAGGCAGCUGUAUCGGUUGGAUCUGUCAGGCAACAACCUGAGCAGUCUGCCUCACGGAGUGUUCGAAGACCUGGAUAACCUCACGCAGCUCCUGCUCCGUAACAACCCGUGGCAGUGCACUUGCCGGAUGAAGUGGGUGAGAGACUGGUUAAGGUCGCUGCCGACAAAAGUCAACGUCCGAGGGUUUAUGUGCCAGGGACCAGACAAGGUCAAGGGCAUGGCUAUCAAGGAUUUGUCCAUGGACUUGUUUGACUGUGGAGGAUCUGACUUGGGCAGGGGCCAGGGGGACCCUACCGAGACCAGCACUGUCUCUAACACCUUACUGCCCUCACAACCCCAAUGGCCCUCCUUUGUGACCAAAAGACCGGUGGUGAGAAUGCCAGACAGGAAUAAGAACUACCGAAGUACUGCGACACCACCAGGAAGAAAGAUCAUCAGGAUCAGCGUGAAGUCGAGCAGUGCAGAGACAGUGCACAUCUCCUGGAGGGUUUCUGUACCCUUGACUGCCAUGAGGCUCAGCUGGUUAAAACUGGGCCACAACCCUUCGUUUGGUUCCAUCACGGAGACCAUCGUACAGGGCGAGAAGAAGGAGUACCUCCUAACAGCUCUAGAACCGGAAUCCUCGUACAGGAUAUGCAUGGUUCCCAUGGAGACCAGCAACAUUUACUUGACGGACGAGACACCAGUUUGCAUAGAGACAGAGACCAGUUCUCUGAAGGCUUACAAACCCACCACCACACUGAACCGCGAGCAGGAAAAGGAGCCUUACAACAAUUCCAGUCUGCCUUUAGCCGCGAUCAUCGGAGGGGCCGUGGCUCUGUUGGCAAUAUUAAUGUUGGCGUUUGUGUGCUGGUACGUGCACAGGAACAGUUCAUUGUUUUCCAGGAAUUGCACCUACAACAAGGGCCGUCGGAGGAAGGACGAUUACGCCGAGGCGGGGACGAAAAAGGACAACUCAAUCUUGGAAAUACGAGAGGCAUCUUUUCAGAUGAUCCCCAUACACCCUGUGCCCGUGUCCAAAGAGGAGUUUGUGAUACAUACGAUUUUCCCUCCGAACGGAUUGAGUCUGUACAAGAGCCCGCACAGCGAGACCAGUAUUAGCAACAGAAGCUACAGAGACAGUGGAAUACCUGAUUCAGACCACUCCCACUCAUGAUAUUGAUAACGCGGGAACAUUUCGCUAUAAAUGAGUGCGUUCGUUGAUGACAUGAAACUAAAGUGGCUAAAAAACUUUGUUAUAAAACACUGGAUCUACAAGACUGAGUGGGGAAGCAAUGUUCUUCUGUACAUUUGCUCAUAUAAUUUAUAUUUAAGGACAUUUUAUGACAAAGAGGAGAAGAAAUGUUGUUCACAGAUAGUAGGGCCAUCACUGAGCCGCAGGUCAGUGUAUGUUGUAACUAAAACUGCAAUUCUAUAUUUUAGGGGUUGGUAGUAAUUUGUAUUGUAUUUUUCUUUUUUUUUGGCUUACGGUUACCCUAACAACCAACUAUAAAAAACAAACUCUGUUCUACUGAGAUAUAAAGACUUGUCAACUGUGAAAGUGGGUUUUCAUUGCUGUGUUGAACAAUCAGACUUUAGAGAACCUUGUAGAAUAAAGCACAGGUCUUUACACUCGUUUUGUGGCUGUUCGGUAAAAACCAAAAAAAAGCAACAAAAAAAAUAUAUGAAAUGAUCAAAACUAGGACCCAGCUGAUUAACUGAGAAGAACCAGGGAGACAGCGGGCACUCGUUCUCUGAGGAGAGAUAAGCAGAGAGCAGUCUCCUACAUGUAUGUGACUAUCUCUGGAACCAUGACUAGAUAUGUCCUGCUUUACUGCUGUUCAUUUAGUUCGUUGUUUGGAAAAAACACAGAAACACGAGAGAGCCAAUCGAACAGACGCCCAGGCGGGCACGGCUCCUGUGUGUGUGUGUGUGUGUGUGUGUGUGUGUGUGUGUGUGUGUGUGUGUGUGUGUGUGUGUGUGUGUGUGUGUGUGUGUGUGUGUGUGUGUGUGUGUGUGUGUGUGUGUGUGUGUGUGUGUGUGUGCGUGCGUGCGUGCGCGUGUGUGUGUUUGCGUGUGUGUGUGUGUGUGUGUGUGUGCGUCAGGCCACAGCACAGGGCAGAUGAAGCACACAGACCUUUAGGGCCAUUACCCAGGAUGGGAUUAACCCAUGCAGGGUGGCCAGGCUGACAACAGAGAUGACAUAAAGAACACCAACUAUAUCUAUUUGUUCUCGCCAACACAAAGGCUAAACUACAAUGGAUGACAUUCUCCAGUCCCUUGUACCAUAUGUCAUCCAAACGUUACCCUCAAACAAAGCUUAGAUUGAAACCGGUCUGUGAAAAAAAAGGUUCUAUAAAGAAACAACACAUUGGCUUUUCUUUUGAAUACAAACUGAGCAUCACCUAUUUCCUUGUUUAUGAUUAGUUUCCCCCCCCCCAGAUUGACUACUUCUAUGUUGCCACAAUUUCAAAGUUGAAUUGUUCUUUAUGAAGUUGAAUUUGUUCUUUACAAAGUUAAUUGUUCUUUACAAAGUUGCUCAGGGAUUCUUGAAACAAUUGUCCUGUCUUUCGAGAAUCCCUGAACUGAAAACCAAAGUGCUAUUGAAUGCCCUUUGGCCAGUCGUGUAUGUGCCUUGAUCCAAUGCUUAUUGUAUUUAGCUUUCUAAGAAAUCACUGACUUUUUUGUCAUUCACACUUGAAUAUGAGAAAAUAUUGCAGAAUAAAAA